Molecule: messenger RNA, 2340 nt
Organism: Pseudogymnoascus verrucosus
Lineage: Eukaryota; Fungi; Ascomycota; Leotiomycetes; Thelebolales; Thelebolaceae
Exons: 1
Coding region: 239-1315 (358 amino acids)
Biological process (GO): protein insertion into mitochondrial inner membrane from matrix; mitochondrial respiratory chain complex IV assembly
Cellular component (GO): mitochondrial inner membrane
Molecular function (GO): membrane insertase activity
Source: RefSeq, a predicted model, not a curated record
CGUGACAAGUAACACACGUGGGCUCGUGUUCUCGGCAAAUUAAAGGCCCGGUGCCGAAAGGCUGACGCCCGCGAUAUUUUGUCUUCAUCCCGCGAUACAUUGACAGAACGGUAGAUUGGGUAUCGCUGCUAUUUCAAGUCAGCCUGUCUCCAGCUAAUAUCUUUUGAUGGUCAGAGCUAUCUAGCAAAGGGUUUCGUGCCAAUUGGCCCCGAACGCCUCAAAACUCGGAGCCAGCUUCAUGUCGCGGCAUCUCGUGCAACGCCCACUCUCUCGAGCAGUGCGGCUACAAUUCCAGCAAGCUCGACAACCACAACCGUUCCUGUCCUGCUUCCCCUCUGCAGCCUCACGAUCCUUCCAUGCUACGCCCCGUCAGAAAUAUACAAUCCUCGACCCCGUCCUCGAGGCUACUCACAACGCCUUCCUCGGAAUCCACCAUGUUCUCCCUUGGUGGGCGGCCAUCCCAUUUGCUGCCGUCGCAGUCCGCCUUGCCUUUCUCCCGCUGACGAUAUGGUCUCGCCGCAUAAUAUCGAAGCAACGAAGCCUUACACCUCUCAUUACAGCAUGGCGAGGGGCACUGGAGCGCAAUGUUGACAUAUCCAAGGGAACCUCCAACAUGAAGGUGCUGGCCGCACGCAAGACGAUGGAAAUCUACAAGGCCUUCUCCUGCCAACGCUACAAGCUGUUCAUCGCACCCGCGCUACAACUCCCAUUCUUCCUCAUAAUCAUCGAGUCAAUCAGACGGUUGGCUGGAGCUGGCAGCGGACUGUUGCGUUUGAUUUUCAGCUCCGUGCCUUCUGUGACGGAAGGCGCUGCUGAAACUGCGUCUGGUGCAACCGCGAACACAGACAUUGCCACUGCGCUCACCCGGAUAGAACCUUCGAUGACCACCGAAGGGCCUCUAUGGUUCGUCGACCUCAGCGCUGCAGAUCCGCUCCUCAUCCUCCCCUUCGCGCUGUCCGCCACAAUGCUCCUCCAUCUCGUGCCUUCGCACUACUUCACACGCGCCGCAGCCCCAGUGGGCACACCCUCUACCUUUCAACGCAGACUUCGGAACAUGCUGAAACUCCUCGCUCUGGCAGCGGGACCGCUGACGCUAGCAUUGCCCGCGGGAGUAUUGUAUUAUUGGAUCUCCACGAUGUUGGUAAGUUUUGUGCAGGGGCAUCUGUUGGAUGUGUUCAUGCCGCUGAAGAACCCUGUCAUGCCGUGCACACCUCCGCGAAGCAAGUUGAUGGAGGGUGUUGGGAAGGCGGGAUGGGAUACGAAGGUCAGGGAUGCCGCCGCGGCGAAGCUGAAGGCUCCUGAUGUGAAGCCCUGAGCUGGACUUCCUGGCCAAUAGGUUAUCGAACUGAUGCCGAUCAUGAGUCAUGUAUAGGUCGUUGAAGACGCCACAUUGUCAUAGCCUUUUCAUGUUGAGUUUCUCCAUGGACGUCAAGGUCACGCUACGAGGAGAGCUGUACUAUACUGUACCAUAUAAUACGACAUACUGUAAAUACUACACGUUUGCAAGGCAGCUCCGGCCUUCUCCUCCCUCCCUCUAUGAGUAGCCCCUAUCACAAAUACGGUCUGGUUUCCGCGGAAGUGCCUGCAUGGUCAUCUUAUGUGCAGUCGCACUGACCAUGUGUUCGUCGCCAUCAACGGGACACAGUGCUGGAGAGGGUUACACGGCACCGAGCACAGAACCUCGGUGUCGGCCCGUCCUGAGUCCGUCCUGUGGAGUGAAGCAGCAGCACGAUACCAAGUACCCUACAUGGACGGACUUGGUGUGUACAUGUUAUCUAUGUAGCUGCGGCAAGAAAAGAAAGACUCCGACUUCCUCCCCUGCUCCCACGAAAGGCGUCAAAAGCGGCGCUCACCUGUACCCCCAGCCAACCGAAAGCGCACCAGUGCCUAAGCCACCAUGACGGCUCCUCGGGCUUGGAAGAUGGGUUCAACCUGAGGCACUUGCGACAGUUGGAGCAUGGGAGAGUCGAGUUAGCAUUCCUCUCUAGGGUCAGCUCACCAAUCCCAUGAGUCUAUGCCUCGCUCAUCCUUCACUCGCGCCGCAGCGGACAGCCGGGCCUAGCGGGAUGACGCGCAGGAGGUCUGCAUUCAUCGACCAGCAGAGUCUCCUGUCGUAGUGGAGCCUGCACGAGUACUCUGCAUGAAGCCUCGCUCGCGCACGGCCGCCCGUCGCAAAACCCGAUCGAAAAGUCGCGCACAUUUUUGGGAUGGGGACCGCGGCUGAGGCGGCCACAGGGGAUUUAAUCGGUCGUGGAUCCGCGCCGGCCCCGCGCGCGACGGACGGGAAGGGGAGGGAAGGGAAGCGGAGUUGGGUCGUGCAGCGCAGGCAUGGGAGGAGGA